GGAGGCAUUCUCAACUAAUCUGGAUUAUAAUUAUCUGCUGCAAUGAUGCUGCCAAACAGUUUCGCACACUUCGGACACAACUUUCCCCAACCGUCACACUUUUCGUUACAAGAUCUACGCGAUGAUGAAUUCGUGCAGAAUUCUGCAUUGCUACAACUCAAAGACAGCAUACUCGAUAUUAUUGUGGAACAUGUGCCGCUGAAAGACCGCCUACUAAAACUUCGCCCCGUGUGCCAUCGGUUGUCAGAUUCGGUGAAACGGUCUGUGAAAUCCGUCGAAUUUCUCCGCGAUGAGCUAGAUUAUUGCGAUGACGCGAAGAUUUCGUUUUUUCUUGCUGUGUACGGAAAGAAUGUACAACAUAUGAACUACGACCUAUUUCGAUCCUGCUCUCUACGAGAGUAUACACAAUGGUCAUGGCGGCAGUCAGUCAUAUCAUCGGUUACCAGGUGUCCACAGUUGAAACAGCUGGAUAUUCUCAUAUGCUGUCGUCAUCGGUUGAGAGAUGGAGAUUUACAAGUUAUUUUUAAACAAUGUAAUCAAUUAGAGGAGUUGAGAAUGGAUGCUAGCUACAUCAAUGGACAUUGUUUUUCAAAAGCUCCACAAACUCUACGAAAACUUGAACUGGAAUGCUGCCAAACUUUGAAUAAACAAGGCUUCAUUGGAAUGUGCUCUCGGCUUUUUAAACUUCAGACGCUGCAUGUAUCACUGAUGCAAUGCAUUGACGAACAAUUGAUAAAACGAAUCGGAGAUAUGAAGAGCUUGAAAAAUCUCUCAGUUGUUGCUGAUCCAGAUCAGAAGAUGAACCAGUUCAGACUCGCUGAAAUUCGUCGGCUUUCAAAGCUCACAACACUUUGUCUUGAUGGUGUCAAUAAUGUCACUGAUAAGUUUCUCGGCGAUCUCAGCGAUUUAUCAACGUCACCUGCUGGCUCGAGCAUUGAACAUCUUUCUCUAUCAUUCUGUAAGAAUAUUGGUUCAAAUGGAAUUUCGAAGUUGAAAACUCUUCCAAAUUUGAAAAGCUUAAACUUGGACGGAGUGUCAAAAAGAGACAUAUCAACUGGUUUAGAAGCAAUCGGACAGGCUGGACGACUUGAAAGAUUGCUGGUUUCGGAAGACACUUAUGUCAAUCCUAAAACGAUUGCGGAGUUUGUGAACACAUGUGAGAGCUUGCGGACGUUAGAUAUUUCUGGAAAUCAUCGACUUAAAGACAAGUCAUUUGCAGAACAAGUGUACAGCGCCAGAGCCUUCUCAUUCGGAAAACCAAUGGUUAUUCUAACGGAUUUCAAAUCAAUGUGGCGUCAGUUACCUCCAUUCUCCUAUCAAAGCCGCGUCGAAAUCGUUAACAUCAAUGAUCGUUACCCGGAAGAAUACGUAGAGUCCUUGUCAGUGAAUACAGCGCAACAGAUUCCUCGUGGACAUUUGAUACCAGACCUUCGGCGAGGAAAUCGCUAUAAAAUGCUUGACAUUGCGUUGAACACUUCCGGAGAGCAGCUAGUUGAUCCCUCCAUCUUCGAGCAACACGACCAGGAAAAUCAAGCUCCAUCAUUUUCUCCCCCUGGUCCUCUAGCUGUAUUGUCUGAAAAAGAGCAAGAAGAGCUCGCUCGCAUGUUAAUGGAGAUUCAGCCACCUUUCCAAAAUGCUGAUUGGUUGAAUUAUGACCCAUAUGGAAUGUCAAAUGUCUUCCAACCUUCUUAUACCGACUUUGAAAAUAGCAUCACAGUCGGAUCAGCAGGAGCACCAGGACCACCAAAAGAAAAAGGAUCCGAUAAAAUUUUGAAGCAUUCUCGUCCGAGCCGACCAAAACGGCAAGCACAAAAGGAACGAGUUCAACAAAGACGAUCAGGAAAUAUUCAAAAGCCAGUUGUUCCACAAGGACCAUCAUUCACAGACGAUGAUUUCCCACCACUUGGAUGAUUGCGAAACCCAUUUCAGUUAUUUUCUACGUUCUCAUUAUUGUAUGUUAUUUAUCUAGAAAAUGCCUAUUCAGGUGAAGUGUUAAACUAAUAUUUUUUAACGUGCCUAAUGAUAAACACGUGUUCUUCCAAUUAAUAAUCAUCUCAUUUUUUUAUUUGCGAACUAAUCAUAAAUGUUUCACAUU
Molecule: messenger RNA, 2095 nt
Organism: Caenorhabditis elegans
Lineage: Eukaryota; Metazoa; Nematoda; Chromadorea; Rhabditida; Rhabditidae
Gene: fbxl-2
Product: F-box domain-containing protein
Source: RefSeq, marked reviewed